AUUAUUGGCUCAUUUAAUAAUAAGCAUCCUUUGAAUCGGUAUUAACCACCUCCAUUUAAUAAAUACAGAUGCUAAGGGUUCAGAGAAAGAAACUGGCUUAGCCAUCAUUAGCAGGUGGGAUUUAAAUUCUGAUUUGUUUUACUUUGUAUUCAUGCAGUUUCCCACCCUAAAGUUUUAUUUAAUACAGUGAUUGUUCCUAAGCACCACCAGCGUGUCGUGGAUCUAAUCUUAUUUUCCAGUAUUCUGUUUUCCUUAAAACUCCUGGGUAAAAGGUUAAUUAAGGCUCUUCUGCAUUCUCUGACCUGUGUAUUCUCAGAUGACUGUUAGACAUGUAAAUUUAAGCCAUAGUUGAAACCCUGAAUUUUUAAGUUUUACUGGAGAAGAUAAGAAUCGUAUCCAAGCCAGGUCGGAAAUGGGACAGACUUUUUAAAAGGAUGUAAACUGCAAUUUCAUCCAUGCUCCAUAUAAUGAAGGUGAUAUCAUAAGGCCUCUGAUUGGAUGGUGCAUCUAGACUUAGUAAGUAGGCGUUUUGUAAGUACCAGGGCAGCUGGAAGUGGUGUCCUCUGCAUAUGGGAAGGACUUCACAUUAUGGCAUCUAGUUAACUUUUGCUCCCUACAUGAAGUGCCUGCUUGGGGAUUAUGGUGCCAAAUUGUUAUUUUAGAAGUUAAAUUUGUGUCACUGUGAACAGAUUAGAUGGCCGCGUCAGAAUUCAUCAAGGCCUAUCUGCACUUUGUUUGCUCUAGGCCCCAGUCCAAGGUUGGAGGGGACAGUGCAUUCCACGAUUCUAUUAUAUCUGUGGUGUUGAAUUGAAGAUUUACAGGCUUAGAAUAGUACAUGAUUGUUUAAAAUUACCUAAUUCCUUCUCAUGUUAAAGCUAAAAGCAUAGAACUAAGACCGUCACUAGGUUUGUUCAUAGAGCUUAGCAUAGAGCUGGGGCUGACAGCGCGCCUCCCUGUCAUUAUACCAUUUGUAGUCAAAGUUUUUGAAAAAGUGAUUUUGGAGAAAAUGAAAUUUAGGAAGAAGAAACAUCCUAUUUUUGAGAGCUUUGAAGACUUUCUAACGUUGUGGGGUUUAUAAUAUUAAUAGGCAAAAUUGUUAUGAUAUGUAACUUAAAGCUUUUCCAUAUUAAUAGAUAUUUCUCUUUACAAACAUUGUAAUGCCAGUAUAGGAUUCCAUACCCUGGAUAUAUAUUAUAUACCUUGAUUAACUAAUCUGCUAUUAUUGGACAUAUAAGUUUUCAAUUGUUUGUAUUAUUUAGUAAUGGACACAUAAUUUUUGAAACAGCCAACAGGAAAAACAUGUUUAGAUUAAAAAAUGUCCAGAUUCAUCAAGAUUAUAUGAGUCACCAGUGGACAGGUGAUCCUGACUUCAAGAUAAGGUCUCUUAGGACUUCUGUCUUUCAGCUUUCCCUGUCCUGACUUCAUAGUUUCUAUACAUUAGCAGCAGAAAAUGAACAAGUACAGGGGACCAGUAACAUUUAAGGAUGUUACUGUGGAAUUCACCCAGGAGGAAUGGAAAUUGCUGGACACUGCUCAGAGGACCCUAUAUAGAGAAGUGAUGCAGGAGAACUACAGUCACCUCAUCUCAGUGGGCUAUUGUGCAAAUAGGCCAAAUGCAAUCUUCAAGUUGAAGCAAGGAAAAGAACCAUGGAUAUUAGAAGUACAAUUUCCACGUCAGAACAACCCUGAAGACGUAUGCAAUACUCAUGACCAAGGAGCAAGAUGUCUGGAAAGCCAAGCUGAAAAUUCAAGGAAUGGAGAACUCAAGAAACAUCAGGAAACUCAUACCAGUGAGAAAACCUAUAAAUGUAAUGAAUGUGGAAAGUCCUUCUACCAGCAGUCUAUCCUCAUAAUACAUGAGCAUACUCACUCAAAGGACAAACCCAGCGAAUGUGAGAAAUCCGUCUCUCAGAACGGACACCUCACAAGACAACCAAAAACUCCUACCAGAGAGAAGACCUAUGAAUGUAAAGAAUGUAAGAAAACUUUCUACCAUCUGUCAUCUCUCAGUAGACAUUUGAGAACUCAUGCAGGAGAGAAACCGUACGAAUGUAAUCAGUGUGAGAAAUCCUUCUACCAGAAACCACACCUCAUGGAACAUCAGAAAACACACACAGGAGAAAAACCCUUUGAAUGUACUGAAUGUGGGAAGUUCUUCUAUGUUAAGGCAUACCUUAUGGUACAUCAGAAAACACACACAGGGGAGAAACCAUAUGAAUGUAAGGAAUGUAGGAAGUCCUUUUCCCAGAAAUCACACCUCACAGUACAUCAGAGAACACAUACAGGGGAGAAACCCUAUAAAUGUAAGGAAUGUGGGAAAUUCUUCUCUAGAAAUUCACACCUCAAAACUCAUCAGCGAACUCACACAGGAGAGAAACCCUAUGAAUGUAAGGAAUGUGGUAAAUGCUUCUACCAAAAGUCAGCCUUAACAGUACAUCAGCGAACUCAUACAGGGGAGAAACCCUUUGAAUGUAAUAAAUGUGGAAAAACCUUUUACUAUAAAUCGGACCUCACUAAACAUCAGAGAAAACACACAGGGGAGAAGCCCUAUGAAUGUAAUGAAUGUGGUAAAUCUUUCUCUGUGAAUUCAGUCCUCAGAUUACAUCAAAGGACUCACACAGGAGAGAAACCCUAUGAAUGCAAGGAGUGUGGGAAAUCCUUCUCUCAGAAGUCACACUUUGUCAUACAUCAGAGAAAACACACAGGAGAGAAACCCUAUGAAUGUAAGGAGUGUAAGGAAACAUUUUUUCAGAAAUCAAAACUCACUGCGCAUCAGAAGACACACACAGAAGGGAAAAUCUUAUAAACAAUAUCAAUUGGAGAAUUCUGUCUGAAUUUGUCCUUCAGAAUAAUCAGAUAACUCACACAAGACAAAAAACCUUAUGAAAUAUCAUCAAUAUGGGAAAAUUUCAGCCACAUUCUUUCAUCAUGGAGAGAAAUUCUAUAAAUCUCUUAGGGAGAAAUUUUUACCAUAUGUCAGACUUUUAUUAAAUUUCAGACAACAUACAUAGUAGAAACACUACAAAUGGUAAAACAUGAGGGAAACCUCUCUUUCAGAAGUCAUACUUUAUUGUACAACAUAUAAACCAUACAAGAGAAAUCCUGUAAGAAAAAUAAAUAUCAGGAAAUUUCUGUCAGGGUAGCCGUCAUAAAUGAGAGAUUUCUAUCAGUAUCCUGAGCAUUCAGAAAUCUUUUUAUACCUGUUGGACUAAUUAGCACAUUCUAAAAGGAGAUAAUCACAAAGAUUACAACAUAUAUGGAAGGCUUUAUCAAGAAGUGAUGUUUCAGUGAAUGUCAGAUCAGUGAUAUAAAGUAUACAACCGUUUUAAAAAAUAUUUUAAAUAUGUGAAACCUUUUAAACAAAUUCUAAGAGAAUAUGUAUGAGGAAAAUACUUAUACUAGAGGUCAUGUUGCAGAAAUUGAUUACAAGGUUGUUUUUCUUUUAAAGAAACCUGCAAAUGUCAGGUAUAUGAAGUUUUGUAAAAAGCACAAAUAAAUUGAAAAAAUGUGACAUCAUUAACACAUGUGAAAAGUCCUUUAGUAUGUAGGACUUAUGUGUGAAUGUCAGUGUGCUACAGAACACAGAUUGUGGAUGUUUGAUGUGCAUGUGAACCCAUCCAUAAUUGUACAUAGUGAUAUAUGUAGCCUUAUUUAGUUCAGUAACUUUUAUGUAUAUGAAGAUAUCUCUCAUUUAGUCUCAGCAGGGGCUCCUGUUGUUAACAGAAUGUGUAUUUAAGUGUAGUAUUCUUUUAAAAUUAUAAUGUAUCUCCCCCCCCCCCCAUUUCUGAAUGGAUAUGGAUUUUACUGAACUAAUCCUUCAGAAAGAAUACAAAAAUGUUUCUGUAAAAUUUGCAACUCUCUUAUGGUUGGCCAAAUUUUAUAUUAGAGAUACAUUUAUAGGAAAAAGGCUUCCCCAGUGGCUCAGUGUAAAGAAUCUUCCUGCCAGUAGUGGAGAUAUGGGUUCACUCUCUGGGUUGGGAUGGCAACCCACUCACUCCUGUAUUCUUGCCUGGGAAAUGUCAAGGACAGAGGGGCCUGGAGGGCUCUGGUCAACAGGUUCACAAGAGUUGGAUGUGACUUAGCAACUAAACAACAACAAGUUCAUUUUUAAAAACAGCUGAAAAUCCCUACAUAAUAAAAAAAUAAUACUAUGUGAAGAAAUAUCUGUUAGUGUUGUUUUAGUAAGUUGCAGAGCUGUCUGAAUUUAUAUUUUGUAUGAGAGUCCUAAAUGUUCUUCACUACCUUUUUCUUUCUAGUAGAAGAAACAUGACAUAGAGGUUAAGAAUAUGGACUUUUGACUCCUACUGCCCAGGCUGUUUCUAGCAUGAGGCAUGCACCUAACCUCUUUGUGCCUCAGUUUCCUUUUUCAUAAAAAAAGCGAUAAUAGGAUUGCUUUGAGUUGUAAAUGAGUUAAUAUUUUUAAAGCACUUAGAAUAGUGUCUGAGACAAAGGAAGAGCUAUAUGUUAGAUACUAUCAUAAUAAUUUGUAUUUCUUGAAUUAUUCUGCAAAAUAAAUAAAAGGUUGGCUACCAGCAUUCGCCCCUCACUUUGCUGCUGCAGUGCCUUGCUUUGAUUUGGUUGUAUAUUUUUCUGCAAGUGAUUCAGAUCUGGCCCACUGCCUGCAAUGUUUUACCUUUCUGAAUGGUUGAAAAAGAUUAUUUUGUGAUGUGAAAACUAUACAAUAUUCAAACUUACAUGUCUGUAAAUUCAACUUUUGUUAGAACACUAAUAAAAAAAAUUUGUUUGUUUUGCCUGUGGCUGCCUUCACAUUACAGUAGCAGAGCUGAGUACACUGAAGAAGACCAUAUGCCCCACAGGGCCUAAGAUAGUUACUUUCUGGUACCUUACAGACUCUCAAGUUUUCUUAGAACUGAAAGUGUCACAGCCAACAUAGAAGUAUAUUUUUACAUAUGGUAUGUGUUUCAGAAAUUGUGCAUAUAUCAGUUUGUGGGUAGGUGGAGGUUUUUUGCAAUAUCUUUGUUAUGUGCAUUAUACGUAUGUUACAAGACUAUAUAAGCAUUAGAAUUUUUUUCAAAGAUAUGUUUUAGCUGCUGGACUGUCAUAACAUCAAAACAAAUACCCUGAUGGAAUGUAGCAGUAACUUAUGAAAUAAACAUUGUCUAAACUAAUUAAUUGAUCCCUA
This is a messenger RNA of Dama dama (fallow deer), 5143 nucleotides long. RefSeq names its product zinc finger protein 25 (gene ZNF25). The transcript has 6 exons. Gene Ontology annotation, biological process: regulation of DNA-templated transcription. The record is from RefSeq and is a predicted model, not a curated record. The coding region runs from base 1451 to 2806 and encodes 451 amino acids. Lineage: Eukaryota; Metazoa; Chordata; Mammalia; Artiodactyla; Cervidae.